GUCCGCUCUUAAUGACGGAGAGACUCGAUACGUCAUUUAAGCGAACACUUGUAAAUUAAGAUCGGAGUGAAGUUGUUAUUGUGAACGAUACGUUCGUUUAUCGCGAGGUUAUCUCAUUCGUCGCCGCUCAGUCGCAUAAGCUAUACUUACUUGUGCAACUAUGUGAAAUAAAUUCGAAAUGCGUUUUGUAUUCUUGUUAUUUGUACUGUCGUGUCUGCUGUGCGUGUGUGUGUGUUACGACAUGAUCAUCGGGGACACUGUUCAUAGGAAGAUGGUCUUCCAUCAGAGGGUCAAAGACUUUGCGAUACCAUUUAAAAAGAGAAUUAAGACUUUGACGUAUAGUGAUCCAGAAAAAAGGACUAUUAAGGGUGUUGCCGCAAUAGACAACGACUUUUCCCACGCCAGUGCCAACAUAACUGACGGUGGAGUCGGUUUCUCCUACGUCACAGUCAGAAUGAAGAGUCAGAGGCAUCAUCCCUUGAACUUCGAAGUGGAAAUAUACGUCUAGUCAGUGAAGUGGACAUUGCAAUAAUAUGUAAGAAACUCUCAGCAGCUUUAAAACUUUGAUGUUCCAUAGUGUUACAACAGAAGAUCUGAAGAUAGUGUUUCGUUUAUACAGCUUUUACAACAUGAAGUACUAAAUUUCCAUGUACAUACUUCGACUAAUAACUUUGUAGUCAUGACAACCAAUGUCAAUUAAUACAAUUCGUGAGUUUAUAACCAUUGUCCUCUUUAUCCGAGGUACCCAUAUCAAAAGGCAAGGGAACCCCUACUACAUGACUUAACGUAUUUCUGUCCCGCCUAAUGACAUUAUUAGUAUCAACUGGCGCUAUUGGAAUUCCUCCUGUAGGUUAACACAUUACAACAUUAGUUAAGAUACCUUGUAAUGUAAUGUGCUAAUGAGUAAUCGGAUGACUCAUUCGAAUAGUUUCGAAAUCAUUUGUUUCUUUUUGAAUAAUAGCAGCAAUAUUGGCAUCUUUUUUGUCAAUGUGCCAGUUAUUAAUGGACAGCAAGCCCAAAUGAAGAAGAAUUUAUUGUUUUGUCAAGACAAUAGCUGCCACUGUUUUCGAAGUAACGUUUGUACAUAGAAUAGGGUUAGGUGCACAUGUUAUUAUUUGAUUCAAUCGAUAUAGGUCUUUAAUAUCAGUAAGGUAGUGACUAUUUUAGCAAUGUAUGAAUAGAGAGAUCUGGAACCAAGUGUGAACAAUACAUGUUUACAUAACUAUUAACUAAUUAUAGUACAUUUAGGAUGUUUGCUGUCGUAUGCUGUACAAAUGCAGGGAGAUGAUAAACAUAUCGACGAGUCGGUAGUCACGUUUGCAAUAAUAAUGUUUACACUAAUUUAAUUGUUAUUAUUUACUAUAACAAUUGAAUGUUUGUCAAUAACAUGACAACUUUCCUAGAUCGAGGCUAGUUCUAUAGUUUAAGAUUUAGUUUUAAAAACGUUUGUUGCAUGAUAUCAUUCUUGUAGACAGAAUGAUUGUUUGUCGAACGUUCGUCGAUUGUCUCUAAGGUAGGUUCUGGAAAUGUAUAGAUUCGCAAAGUAAACGUCAAUGUGUAUAGACACACUAACAUAGAUUAGUUAAUAAGAGCUAGAUGCUUGAAAGAAUUUUGGGCAUUUUCAAGUCAACAAUUUUAUUUAUUUAUUAAUUCAUGUUGAAGUUAUGUUGACGAAUACUCUUGCCUAAUAUGCGUUCUAUUAAGUUUGUUAAGCAUGAUUUAUGAUUAUUUGAAUCGAUUUUGUAUAAAUUGAUAUCAUUGUAUAAAUACAUAACCAAAUAAGAAAAGUUGUAUAAAUCUUUUCUGUUUAAUUAAAUGCAAGUCAAUGGAA
Trichoplusia ni (cabbage looper) is the source of this 1831-nucleotide messenger RNA. RefSeq names its product probable salivary secreted peptide. The coding region runs from base 179 to 508 and encodes 109 amino acids. The transcript has 2 exons. The record is from RefSeq and is a predicted model, not a curated record. Lineage: Eukaryota; Metazoa; Arthropoda; Insecta; Lepidoptera; Noctuidae.